GCUGUGACCACCACUGUGUAACAAGCGUACAUAAUACAUUAUAUUCGUAAUUAUAAAGUAAACUUGUAAAAUACAUUAAUAUUUUUGCUUUUAAUAAAAUAAUUGAUACAUACAAAAAAAUGGAGAAGGUGUAUAUUUUUUUGGCACUAGCUAUAUUUGUCAAUGUCGCUGUAGCAAUGAACUUAAGGCAUAAGAGGCAGUCAAAUGGUGCAAAUGAGAAUAAUUUGGAUGAAAGAUAUGGUUCGGAUAGACCUCGUGAUUUACCACAGUGGGGCAAUCAAUGGGGCAACAUGAAUCAACCCUGGGACCAAAAUCAGUGGGGCAAUUCUGGUGAGGACCAAAAUCAACAGUGGCCUUUCCCAAACCAAAAUGGCCAGAAUGGUGGAAACUGGCCAAACCAGAACGGUCAAAAUGGCCAGAAUGGUGGAAAUUGGCCUAACCAGAACGGCCAGAGUGGUCAAAACUGGCCAAACCAAAAUGGCGCAAAUGGGCAAACCCCGCCACCUACACCAAUACCUAAUGGAAGUUCCACCCAAUCUCCCCAAAUGAUGGCGUGCAUCUCAUCCUGCCCAGUGACACCUGAGUAUAACCCUGUGUGUGGUUCUGAUGGUACCACGUACUCCAACCCUGGCCGUCUGACUUGUGCUCAAUUUUGUGGAUUGAACAUAAGCCAGAUCCGUGCUUCACGGUGUCCCCCCACCACCACCACAGCAGCGCCACAGUUCACAACCCUCGAAAAACGUGAGAAGUCCCCAAAUGGCAUUGCGUCAGCAUGGCGUACGGACUACGGCCUAAAACCCUCGCCUGAGAGGAGGCCCGUGCCCGGCAAUGGGACGUAUAAAUAUGAUGUUGUUGAUGAUGAUGAUGAGAUCUUUGUAUCUUUAGCCGAAUUUAUGAUCACUUUGAUAUGGCGCCACACAAGCACGGGUCGCAUCUUCAGCGCGCGCUAUGGAAAACCAUACGACAGCCACGAUCAGUUCCACCACGCCUUCGAACACAAUGACCAAGACAGCUGGCACAAUGGAGCUCCAGAGUGGGACCAGCCAACGUACCACAGAAUUCAUAUUAACAACGCACAUAAUAGACACCCAAUUGUACAUCGCAAUGAUUAUCAAGAAUCCAGGGAAUACUGGAGGCAACAUCAUCCAGUCAGUUACAAAUACAGCCCCGAAAUGUAUACGAAUUAUCCAGUGUUCACACCUAAGUUUCCAUCACAUGUAAUGGAUACGCUACCGCCCGUAACUCCUUCAAGGACUGUGUCUUCACUUCAAUGCAUACGGUCAUGUCCUACGGCCAUAGAGUACAACCCUGUUUGUGGCACUGACAACGUCACUUACAUUAAUCCUUCUAGCUUGGAAUGUGCCAAGCAAUGUGGUAUAGAGGUUGAGUUACAGCUGAAGUCGACGUGCCCUUCAACCUACACCUUAAAGGUCGAAUCCACUCAAUCUACAUCCACUUCUUCUCCAACUGAUACUCACCUAACAGAAAACGAAAAACACUGGGAAGAUAUUCCAUUAACAGAAUCACCUUUUUAUUACAUGGAUCACUUGGAAAGUACAGAAAAAAAAAUAUUUCAUGCAAACUACGACGAUGAUACACGAACGCCGUUGACUGAAUCUACAACUUCAGAACCAAAACAUGGCAGUUUAGCCAAUACAGAUGCCACGCUAUACACUCAACGCCCUAAACACUGGCUUGAUAUUACCCAAGACAGUUCGGACGAAGACGAAAAUAUCGAAAUUGAUGUUAGAAAUCCGCCGUUUGAUGAUUAGUGGUUAUUACAGAGACUUUAGUUUUAAACAAUUAUAGAAGUCUAGUAAGUAAGCCUUCGAGAAACAUUCCUUGAUAGUGAUUACCUAUGUGGUAAUUUUACAGAAUACAAGAUGCACCUCGAGUAAGAUAAUGUAACAGCCGCACAGUAACCGCAAAAAGUUGAGAUAUAAAACGGUAAUGUAACCAACAUUUUCAAUUAAUAUUCUGUUAUCUUUCUUCUAAACUAGUAAAGGCAAAGGUCGUACAUCUCUGCAGUUGUUACAAAUCUUGUGAAAGGUCUUCACAAUGAGCUAUUAAGAACGAAA
Messenger RNA from Hyposmocoma kahamanoa, 2078 nucleotides. RefSeq lists its product as uncharacterized. Lineage: Eukaryota; Metazoa; Arthropoda; Insecta; Lepidoptera; Cosmopterigidae. The transcript is spliced from 8 exons. The record is from RefSeq and is a predicted model, not a curated record. Bases 120 to 1772 code for a protein of 550 amino acids. Gene Ontology annotation, molecular function: serine-type endopeptidase inhibitor activity; protein binding.